CACUCACUCAAUAUACCCAGCAAUGACCUCAUUCAUUUUCGUUUACUUCCUGUUGGCUUACUUACUCAUCAUUUCCCGAGUAACAGCUUUCCCUUUAGCGGAAACGCAAAUACCGUCCGUCCAAGACGAAAUAACCAUUACGUUCAAGAACAGUGCUAAUUCACAGAACUCAGACUUCGAAAAGCUUAUGAAUGGAAUCGUAUCAUCUGCCACCGACCAAAAGGAGUUUGCUGUUCGACCCUCUGAAGUUCCAAGAAGAAUUUUUGAGAGUCAAUCAAUGCAUCGAGGAAAUAAGAAUGUCAAGGUGUCUCUGUUUCAAGAAAACUGGCGCUACGAAGACUACAUGCAUGAUUGGUACGACGAUGAAGAUGUAGAUGAGAGAGAAUAUUACUCAGAAACAUAAUGUUCUUUGCCAUGUAUAAUUGUAAUUUUCAUGUAGUCCGCAUUAUUCAAAGGCGGAUGGAGACCGCUUAAUAACUUGUACCAAUAUAAAAAUAAAUAUUUCGUU
Molecule: messenger RNA, 508 nt
Organism: Umbelopsis ramanniana AG
Lineage: Eukaryota; Fungi; Mucoromycota; Umbelopsidomycetes; Umbelopsidales; Umbelopsidaceae
Exons: 1
Coding region: 23-403 (126 amino acids)
Source: RefSeq, a predicted model, not a curated record